AUGCCUCACAUCAACACAAGCCUCCUACUCCUCUCACUCCCCUACCUGACCCUCACCAAAGCCGACUCGAAAGCAUGCUACUACCCCAACCGCAUCGUAGUCCCACACCAAGACGACCUCGUCCCCUGCGACGCCAACGGCGCGACUCACUCCCCUUGUUGCAGACGCGACGCGGUGUGUCUAAGCAACGGCCUCUGUUUCCAGCAAGCAGCGUUCGGCAACCGGCUGGCGCGAGGGGGGUGUACGGAUGGAGAGCGACCGUGCGACAGGUGUCUUCGAGCUAGGCUUGGAACAUUCUGCACCCACCCGCCAGCCCCCUCGUUGCCAACACCUCCUGGCGGCCGGCUGGUCAAGGAUACCGACAAAACGAUACUACGGCAUUUCGAUCAGCUUCAGGCAAAGCAUGAUGAGCUCGAGGAAGAAUGCGCUCGGCUUAGAGAGGAGUUGAGGUUGUCGGACGAGAAACAUAAGAAUCUGCUUCAGGCGCUUACGGACCUCGUGGAGUACAUGGAGACACCGGAGUACAAGGAGUACAAGGAGGCACAGGAGGCACGGAAGGCACAGGAGGCACGGGAGGCACGGGAGGCACAGGAGGCAUGGGAGGCACAGGAGGCACAGGAAGCACAGGAAGCACAGGAAGCACAGGAGUUGCAGCAACAGAUACAGAGGCCUUUUUGGGAGUAUUGA
This is a messenger RNA of Fulvia fulva, 687 nucleotides long. RefSeq lists its product as uncharacterized. The transcript has 2 exons. NCBI's taxonomy places the organism in Eukaryota, Fungi, Ascomycota, Dothideomycetes, Mycosphaerellales, Mycosphaerellaceae. The record is from RefSeq and is a predicted model, not a curated record. Bases 1 to 687 code for a protein of 228 amino acids.